Molecule: messenger RNA, 1862 nt
Organism: Oncorhynchus masou masou (cherry salmon)
Lineage: Eukaryota; Metazoa; Chordata; Actinopteri; Salmoniformes; Salmonidae
Product: glucosamine-6-phosphate isomerase 2
Exons: 7
Coding region: 151-978 (275 amino acids)
Biological process (GO): D-glucosamine catabolic process; N-acetylglucosamine catabolic process; carbohydrate metabolic process
Cellular component (GO): cytoplasm
Molecular function (GO): glucosamine-6-phosphate deaminase activity; identical protein binding
Source: RefSeq, a predicted model, not a curated record
GUACUGGUCGUAUGAACAACCGGAGGUGAAUAAUGUGAUCAGUACAGUGUGUUUACAUUGUGUCGCCAAAAAGCAAGAAAAAACGGUAAACUUGAAAUAGACCAGAUUCACAACGAGACCAAGAGGAUCUCUCCAUUCAACACCUCAAAAAUGAGACUGGUGAUCCUGGAGGACUAUGACCUGGCUAGUGAAUGGGCAGCCAAAUACAUCCGCAACAGAAUCAUCCAGUUCAAGCCCAGUGCUGACAGAUACUUCACUUUAGGACUACCCACAGGAAGCACUCCUUUUGGCUGUUACAAAAAGUUGAUAGAGUUUCACAAGAAUGGGGACCUCUCUUUCAAAUAUGUGAAGACCUUCAACAUGGAUGAGUAUGUGGGCCUGCCCCGGGCCCACCCAGAGAGCUACCACUCUUACAUGUGGAACAACUUCUUCAAGCACAUUGAUAUUGAUCCAGCUAAUGCCAGUAUCCUGGAUGGCAAUAUCACUGACCUGGAAGCAGAGUGUGAGGCCUUUGAGAAGAAGAUCACCCAGGCUGGGGGAAUCGACUUGUUUGUGGGAGGUAUCGGACCAGACGGCCACAUUGCCUUCAAUGAGCCAGGCUCCAGUCUAGUCUCCAGGACCAGAGUGAAGACUUUAGCAAAGGACACCAUCGUAGCCAAUGCCCGUUUCUUUGGCAACGACCUGUCAAAGGUCCCCACCAUGGCCUUGACUGUGGGUGUGGGGACAGUCAUGGAUGCCCGAGAGGUCAUGAUUCUUAUCACUGGAGCCCACAAAGCCUUUGCCCUGUACAAAGCAAUAGAGGAGGGGGUCAACCACAUGUGGACCGUCUCAGCCUUCCAGCAGCACCCACGCACCAUCUUUGUGUGUGACGAGGACGCCACACUGGAGCUCAGAGUCAAAACAGUCAAGUACUUCAAAGGUUUGAUGCAUGUUCACAACCGACUGGUGGACCCAGUACUCAGCAUAAAGGACCAAUAAUGGAGAAUAAAACCAAGUCAGAGAAUUCCAGACCUCAAAAUGGUGGAUGGACCCAAUUGUUGGUAGGCUACAACCAGCAUGACAAUGUGCCAGAGAGAUUGUUUGUCAGCACUUCAGUUGAGGGGCUGUGGUUUAAGGCUGCCAUAACAACUAACCAAGCAUUACAGUGCAUGAGAUUUGCUCAGUUUGUUACAUUGCAUUAGGAUAUUAUGAAGGCUAACUGUAAAUGCCCCCUCAGCUGAUAUGUUAAAGAUGCCAUGAAUUCUCAUAUACAACUGUUACCAAUAUAUUAUGAGGUCAGAAUCUUUGCAGUAUUAGUCUCAAACAUAUGUAUUUGCCUUCUCGACUACUGUUCUUUCUUCCUUCUGCACAAUCUAGAGAGGGGAUGGAUGAAAACAAAAUGUUUAGACCAGCUUAGAUGAAAUAAAUCCAGUUUGGGUUGUUGAGACCUGUUUUUACAGGGAAACAUACAACACUGUAGUUCCUUUACACUCCAUUCCAUGUCAUUUGUAGCUUUGAACGGUCCGUAGGUUGGUUUACCUGACAGUCAGUUAUACUUUCCAAGUCGCCACCGCAGUGAUUUACACUCAAUAUACUGUCUUUUGUAUCCGAAAUGUCAUUCUUGGCCAUGUUGUAUGCUCUCACAAGAUUGUAUCGGCAAUCAUUUGAUGUCAAGGCAUCAUGUUAACUUUUCAAACAUCUCUAAUCAGUCAUUAAUUUACCUUUUUGUUGUUGUUUUGUAGAACAUUCUACCAGAACAAGAAUGUUUUCAUUUCAAUGUAACUCAAUUUUUCCCAACUACUGGGUUUACAAGAUUACUGAGUCUUUUAGAAAUUAAUUGUGCACAUAAUGUACUGUAACUCAUAAAAAUGCUUCAUACCGGC